This is a messenger RNA of Bactrocera oleae (olive fruit fly), 6631 nucleotides long. The record is from RefSeq and is a predicted model, not a curated record. Lineage: Eukaryota; Metazoa; Arthropoda; Insecta; Diptera; Tephritidae.
GUUUGUUUUCACUUUUACCAGCAAACGCAUCUUACAAAAACCCCCAGCAUAACAGUAACUACCUUUUGCAAGCGUUUUGACAGCUCGUGCUCUCGCACAGCGCACACGCUCUCGUUCAGCACUCACCAAAUGGAAACGAAACAAAUGUCGUAUCGUGCAGCGCUGAAAUUUGUGCGGCAGUGAAAAAUUUCUUCAAAAUAUUUUUGCAAAACUUUAAAAUUUUCUAUGAAAACUUAAGCGGUUUCGCGUGAAAAGUGUUGAUAAUUACAGUUAAGUGCUGCUAGCAUGCUGUGGUGUUGAAAUUUUUUUUGAAAUUGCGAAUUUUCACUGCGUAUUCGUGUAAAAGUCGUGCGUGUGCCAGUUUCCUAAGCGCAUGUGCAUGUGUGUGUGCGUCCAGUGCCCAGUUGGUUUUUGGUGCAAACAAAACGCUAGCGCUCGAAAGCCUGCCAAAGCAAUUGUGUGUGUACUUACACUUUCGCGUGUUUAGUUAAAUUGCAUUUGAUUAAAUAAUGGAGAGAAAAUCAGCGCUAAAUCAGCAAUAAAAUAAUCGAUUACCCUAGUGAUUACGAAGUAAUUCAAAGUAAUUCAAAGCGGCCUGCGCUCGAGUGUCAUAUAUUCAACUAGAGUGAGCAACUAAAAAGGUGAACACGAAAAUACAUUUGCAAUUUCAAUCGACAUCAAAGUGUUACAUUGAGAGUGUAACAGAGCAGGUCAAGUGCCAACUGCUAACUGCUCAAAUUGUCCCUUAAGAACAAAAGUGCAAAGGGAGAACUUAAAAUAAAAGGAGACAAACAAGAAGCACGUAAAACGGAAUCGCCGCAGAAACAAAGAAAUUGAAAGUUGAAAACUUCAACGAAGCACUUUAGCGGCAAUUUACAGCAAAACCUAAUUGUUAUAUUUGUAGUUGUGUGAAAAAUUUGUCGGAUUUUUCGAUUUUUUAUUUUUUGUGAGUGUGAGCAAUCUAUAUUAAAAGCAGUGUAAAUUGUUCUAAAAAGGUGAAAAACAAGAUAAGAAAAGAGAGGGAAUGUGAGUGGCAAGUCGAAGGACAAACAAAGCAAAGUGACAAAGUGAAACUGCACAGUUGCAACGAAAAUAAUACAAACAAAUGAAAAAGUUGCAGAAAACUAAAUAAACUGCAAUGUAAAGAACUUAAACACUGGCAUACACAUAAACAUACAUAUUCACACUUACACCUGUGUCACAGUACCGCAAAGUAUACAAAACAACAAUAAAAGUGAAUAAAGUGACAGCAAAAUUGUUGUAAAAAAUAAGUAGUGUGUAUAGCGUUGAAACAUUUGUUGAACAUUGCCAUAUAAUAAUAACAACAACAACUACAACAACUAACGUAGCAGCCUUGCGGCAUACUGAGCAAUGGCAGCAAGUGCACCGCCAACAAAAGCAAUUGCAACAAAUGUUGCUGCUGCUGCAAUCGCACAAGUGGAGCAACAGCAUCGCUCGCAGGCAGAACCACAAAGACAUCAACGACACCAACCACAAUGGCUGCUGGUUGCCGCCAUCAUAUUGACACUGUUAACCGUGUCCAUUCAGGGCAUUACCGAGGAGCUGUCACCAGAUCAUGUACGCGAAUUCAACUGCGGCAAAUUAUAUUACCGAACUUUCCAUAUGGAUGAGGCGAAGGACACGCUCUACGUAGGUGCCAUGGAUCGCGUGUUUCGUUUGAACCUGAAAAAUAUUUCGUCAUCACAAUGCGAUCGCGAUGUUAUUAACUUGGAGCCCACACGCGACGACGUUGUUAGCUGCGUCUCCAAAGGCAAAAGCCAGAUUUUCGAUUGCAAGAAUCACAUUCGUGUCAUACAAUCAAUGGAAAACGGUGACAGGCUUUACGUUUGCGGCACAAAUGCACACAAUCCCAAGGAUUAUGUCAUCUAUUCCAAUCUCACCCAUUUGCCUCGCUCGGAAUAUGUGAUUGGCGUUGGUCAGGGUAUCGCAAAAUGUCCCUACGAUCCGCUAGAUAAUUCAACUGCCAUUUAUGUUGAAGAAGGCAAUCCUGGUGAUUUACCCGGUUUGUACUCAGGCACCAAUGCAGAAUUCACAAAAGCAGACACUGUGAUCUUUCGAACGGAUUUAUAUAAUACGACAGCAAAGCGAUUGGAAUACAAGUUUAAGCGCACACUUAAAUAUGAUUCCAAAUGGUUGGACAAACCAAACUUCGUCGGCUCCUUUGACAUUGGCGAGUAUGUGUAUUUCUUCUUCCGCGAAACUGCUGUCGAAUAUAUCAAUUGCGGUAAGGCCGUGUACUCACGUAUCGCACGCGUUUGCAAAAAGGACAUUGGUGGUAAAAAUCUGCUCGCACACAAUUGGGCCACCUAUUUGAAGGCGCGUUUGAAUUGCAGCAUCUCCGGCGAAUUUCCAUUCUAUUUCAAUGAAAUCCAAUCUGUAUAUCAGCUGCCAACGGAUAAGACACGUUUCUAUGCGACAUUCACGACCAGCACAAAUGGCUUAAUCGGCUCGGCGGUGUGCAGUUUUCACAUCAACGAGGUGCAAGCCGCUUUCAACGGCAAAUUCAAAGAACAAUCUUCAUCCAAUUCAGCUUGGCUGCCAGUUCUAAAUUCACGUGUACCCGAACCACGGCCCGGCACCUGUGUCAACGACACCUCAAAUCUCCCCGACACUGUAUUGUACUUUAUACGCUCGCAUCCGCUUAUGGAUAAAGCUGUGAAUCAUGAGCACAACAAUCCGGUCUAUUAUAAACGAGAUUUGGUAUUCACUAAACUUGUUGUUGACAAAAUUCGCAUUGACAUACUCAACCAAGAGUAUACCGUCUACUAUGUGGGCACCAAUUUGGGACGUAUCUAUAAAAUCGUACAGUACUAUCGUAACGGUGAAUCGCUGUCGAAAUUGCUUGACAUCUUCGAUGUGGCACCAAAAGAAGCGAUACAGAUGAUGGGUCUCAGUCAGGCACGUAAAUCGCUCUAUGUUGCCACAGAUCAUCGCAUCAAGCAAAUCGAUUUGGCGAUGUGCAAUCGACGUUAUGACAAUUGCUUCCGUUGUGUGCGUGAUCCCUAUUGCGGCUGGGACAAGGAGGCGAAUACCUGCCGCCCAUAUGAAUUGGAUUUGUUGCAGGAUGUUGCCAACGAAACCAGUGAUAUUUGCGACUCCAGCGUGUUGAAGAAGAAAAUCGUCGUCACCUAUGGGCAGAGCGUGCAUUUGGGUUGUUUCGUUAAAAUACCAGAAGUGCUGAAGAACGAGCAAGUUACCUGGUAUCAUCACUCAAAGGAUAAGGGACGCUACGAAAUCAAGUACAGUCCCACCAAGUAUAUUGAGACCACUGAGCGCGGUUUGGUUGUCGUAUCGGUGAAUGAAGCGGAUGGCGGUCGCUAUGAUUGCCAUUUGGGCGGCUCCUUAUUGUGCAGCUACAACAUCACCGUCGAUGCACACAGAUGCACUCCGCCGAACAAAAGCAACGAUUAUCAGAAAAUCUACUCGGACUGGUGUCACGAAUUUGAAAAAUACAAAACCGCUAUGAAAUCGUGGGAAAAGAAACAGGCGCAAUGUUCAUCCCGCCAGAACUUCAGCAAUCAGCAUCCCAAUGAAGUUUUUCGUAAAAACAAUGUCUGAUAUCAAGAAAAUCAACUACAACUAACGUCCAUAAAACUGCAUCUAUAAGAGGUAAAGAUUGAUCGGGAACAACUAAUGACAACCAAAUGAGGAGUUGGAGAACUGAGGGGUUUAAAUUGAGAGGUUGCGAGAUUAAGUGGCGGCUGGUUAUAUAGGUAUAGCGGGAGGAGCUUUCAUAUGUGUCUAAUCUUACGAAAGCUUGAUAACGGUGUGGAAGUUAAAAGUUGAGAACUAAAUAUGGAACUUAAGGGCGGCAUACAUGAAAGCUUUUAAGAAUUUAAGUUGACAAGAUCGAGAAACAUCGAUAUUACAUUAGAUACAUACUUGUAGCUCAGCAUUCAAGCGUUCAUGAAAAAUUUAAAAUUUAAUUAAUGACAUAAGCAACAGUUAUAAAAUAAAUUUUGACAAGCGUAAACAAAACUGAAUACACUCAAGCAAUCGCAUUAUAGCUAAAAAAAAUAACAUAAAAUAAUACGGUAAAAUUUACUGAAAAAAUAAUACUGUAAGAUAUUUAAAUUUAAUAAUAAAAAUUUAAAAUUAACAAAACAAAAACAUAUUACAAACGCAAAAACAACACAAGCAUAAAGCAAGCAAAGCUAAAAUCUACAAAACCAACGAAAGUUCCCGCAUUGAAACAUGGUUGAAAACACCCUUUAAAACGAAAAAUUAAAAAUAAUUAUUAAUAAUUAAAAAUAAAAAAUAGCACAGGAUUACAAGCAUAAAGGCGAUCCAUAAAUGCGCAAUGCAAAACAAAGAUGAAACAAUUACACAAAUAAAAAAAAUUAAAAUGCAAUUAAAAUACACUCAUGCAUGCAUAGACAAGCAAUACAACAACAAACAGCAAAUAAAACAGUUAAACAAAGAAAAAACUUGAAACACAUUACAACAACAACAAAAGCACAAACAUAUGUAUUAUUAGUAAAACAUAAUAAAUACAAAAGCAACGCGGCUUAAUUUUUUCGCAAUAAAUAGGCGUUAAAUACAUAGGCUACUAAAUAUUGACAGUAAAAACAAUAAUUAUACACAAAUUAAAUCAUGAAGAAAGCGGGGAAAAAAAGGCAAGCGCAAACACGUACAGCUGGCAACAAUUCCGAUUCAAUAAAAGGCAAUACAUUUUUUUGAAGAGACCGAAAACAAUUGGCGCCGAACUGAUAGCAUUAAGUUACCAUUUUUUACAAGCUCAUAAUUUUACAAUAGCAACAACAAAAACUACAAGCAAAUCCCGUAGUUGAUAAAAAGUUUAAAAGCAAGUUUUCAAGUACAUAUAGAGGUAUAAGCAAGAGCAUAGCGGUAUAAUAAUGUAAGUAGAACCAUGGUACUACAACAUUUUGGCAUUUGAGAGUAGAUUCAGCUUUUUUGAAAAUGUUUCUAAUAUAGUAUUGAACUUAUUCGCAACUUUCAGCAAUUUUCGUAUUUUAAAAAAUAGUUUUAUAUUCUAAAGUUACAUAUUUGUAAAUUUUUACUUACAUUUUUAUUCUCAAUUCGGACUACAACUGAGCUUUUUCUAUAAAAGCUCAAAAAUUUAGAAUAUUCAUAUUUCACCUGUGGAUUUUAAGAGCCUCAAAAUUUGGGAGCUUAUAGCUUAGGUUAGCACUCGGCAAGAACCCUGCUUGUUAUUUGAUAUACAUGUGUGUAUGAUACAAGUAGCAGAGUUUGUGACUUUAUGAUCUGUGAAAGCUUUUGCUCAAAAUUGUGAACUUAAAGCUCUGGUCAACACGAGACAAGAGCGCUACUUGUUAUUUACAUAUAUAUAUACUCAUAUAUCAAUGUAUAAAAAAGUUGAUGAAACUGAUGGUGUUUGCUCCAAAUUUUUGACAAUCAUCAAACAAUUUAACACAACAUUUUGAGCUCGCAUACAUUUUUUAAGAUUUGAGCUCAGGCAUGAAAAAAUAUAAUCUAUAAACUUGCCGUAGUAUUAACAUUUCCUUUAUGUUCAUCAAUAUAUGCUUACAUGUAUAGGAAUUGUGACAGAUAGCAUUUAACAUGUUUGCUUAGAAAAAACCCAAACUUUGAAAAAAAAUUAUUCUUGGCAGGUUGAUGCUUUCUAUGCUUUAAAAAAAAGGCCGAAAGCUCCGAAUAAACUAUUCUACGGUUGAGGUUUUCUAACGAAAAUUUGUUUUAUCAAAAUUUUUGAGAAAAUAAUCCAUAAAAGCUCUCUUUAGAGCUUAAAGCUUAACGAAUUAACUAUUCUAAGUACGUAGGGGAAAUUCAUAAUGCGGUUUCUAAAUAAAUUGUGGGCAAAAAUAAUCUCCCUAGAGCUUUAAGCUUAACACAGUUCUUGAUAAAAUCAAAUUGUUAUUUAAUAUGAAAACUAUAUUUUAUUCGAAUAUUAUUUACAACUACACAAACAUUCUCCUUGUCGAAAUAUGAUUCAAAUGUUUAUAUUGAAGAGCUCUUAGACUUUAUUUACUAAAUUAUUUGUUCAUUUUCUACUGCUGAACAUUGAACAGUAAAAUAUUUGUUGAUAUGGAAGAGCUUUUAGGUAUUCUUUACUAAACGCUUUGUACAACCACUUUGCUAUACGUAUACUGAACAUGGGAACACUAAAAACUCUGAAAAUAAAAAAUAUGUUCAAAGUUUAGUACAAAAAUAUCAAGCUUUCUAAACUCUAAAUUUCUAUAACGAAAUAUAUGUAUAACUCUUUUCACAAGAUUUCUAUUAAAUUCACUCAUACCCUCAUAAACGCGCCUCUUUAAAAGCUCUAUCGCUAACUCAAGUUCAUAACUAAAACUCACAUAUGUACUCUUCAGCCCGUUUGCAUUGCCUAUAAAUAAAUAUUUUCUUUUCAAUGAAUUAGUAUUAAACAAACUCGAAUAAAUAUAUGUGUAGACGAAAUUAUAAGAAAGAAAUUACGCAUAUUAAAAUGAAAAUCGACAAGCAAUGUGAUGUUAAGUUUGAAUGCAUUUAACUAUUAUUGAACGAAAAUCAACUAUAACUAUGAGCAAUUUCGCUUGAGACCUAAUAAGUAUUUGCUACAAAAACAAAAAAAAAAAACUAAUGGAAAUUCAACCAAUGCACCUUAAGUUACUCUAGCAUAUUUUUAAUCUCAAAA